This is a messenger RNA of Entamoeba nuttalli P19, 3276 nucleotides long. RefSeq names its product protein with RhoGEF and ArfGAP domains, putative. Gene Ontology annotation, molecular function: GTPase activator activity; protein binding; guanyl-nucleotide exchange factor activity. NCBI's taxonomy places the organism in Eukaryota, Evosea, Mastigamoebida, Endamoebidae. The transcript has a single exon. Bases 1 to 3276 code for a protein of 1091 amino acids. The record is from RefSeq and is a predicted model, not a curated record.
AUGAGUUUCUUACAAGAAGAAUUAGAUAAAUGUGUUGAAUGGGUUAAUCUUUAUCUUGACAAAGAAAAUCCAAUUCAAAAAGUUGAACAACUUCAAGAUGGAACUAAAUUAAUAGAAAUUGUUGAAAAAUUAUCAGGAAAAAAAGCACCACGAUAUUUUCCAAACGGACAAACAAUAUUUCAAAUACAAGAAAACCUUAAUAUACUUUUAAGUCUUGUUAAAAGUUGUUAUGGGAGUGAUAUUAUGUUUGAUGUAACUGAAUUAGCACGAGGAAAUAUUCAACAAUUCUUAAGUUUAGUAUUUUUUAUUGCAAAGAAGUCAAACACAAGAAUUGAAAAGAAAAAAAAAUUCAUUUCAAAUAAGCCAAGUGUCAAUUCAGUGUUUGAAUCUAAGACUGAAAAUAGUCUAGAACUCAACACUAAAACUAAUAAUAAUUCUGUUGAAUCUAUUCAAGAACUAAAUCCUUCUCAUUCUGAAGUAAAAUCAACUUCUUCUGAUAAUUUAGAUAAUCAAAUAUUCCAAAAUGAAUUACCUGUAAAUGAAAUACAAAUUGAUGUUGUUAUCUCACAAAUAUUUUCUAAUUUAAAUAAAAUGGAAUUGAUUACAAAAGACUUAGAAGAAAAAAGAAUAAAUAAACUGGAAAAAGAAAAAUUAUCAAAAGUCCAUGAAGAAAUGCAAAUUCAAGACGUUCCAGAAUUUAAGAAAUUAAAUACUUUAUUGGGUGAGAGUGUCCCUAUAAUAGAUGCCAAUCAAACUAAUACACCUCAACUUGAAAAUCAAAUAGAUGAUUAUAAUAAAGAUGUUCUUACAGAUAAUAACCUUGUUGAAAGUGAGACUGUAAAUGAUUUAAUACAUCAACAGAAAGAAUCAACCCAACAACUAAUAGAAAAUGAAAAACUAAAUGAAGAAACUAUAACAACACAAAAAGAUCCUGGAGUAAUUCAAGAAAAUAUGAAAUCAACAGAAGAACAAACACCAAUUCAACAACAAGAAGAAAUAGAAAAUAAACAAAAAACAGAAGAACAAACACCAAUUCAAACAAAUGAAGAACAAAUAACAACUCAACAAAAGGAAGAAGAAAACAAAAUAACAACAGAAGAACAAACACCAAUUCAACAACAAGAAGAAAUAGAAAAUAAACAAACAAAUGAAGAACAACGAUGGAACGAAAAAGAAUAUGAUAUAAAUGCUAUAAAAGAGAUUCAAAGAAGAGUUAUGGGACACUUAAGUAGAGUAUCAAGUCAUUCAACAAUGAGACUAUUAGCUCAAAGAAAGAAUAUUGUUAAAGAAUUAAUUGAUACCGAACAAAUUUAUAUUAGUCGAUUACAACAAUUUCUCGACUAUUAUUUAAAAGCAGUCAUAGAAUUAUUACCAAAUGAUAAAUUAUUAAAAAAAUGUAAAGAAGAUAUAUUAGUUAUAUUAGGAUAUAAUAAGAGAAUUUAUACUAAUUUAAUUGACCUUCAAAAGAAAGGAUAUUAUUAUGGACAAGGCAUUGGAAGUGUAUUUCAGAAAUUGUCACAUUUUCUUAAAACAUAUUGUAGUUAUGUUAAUAGUACAGAUGAUAUAAAUGAACAUGAAAAUAAAUUAAGAAAAUCAAAUAAACAAUUUGAAAGUACUAUUAAUAAGAUUAGAACAACUCGUAAAAUGGAAUCAUUUAAUUCUUAUGUUAUUCUUCCUAUUCAACGUAUUCCUAGAUAUGGACUAUUAUUAAAAGAACUUAUUAAAACAGUACCACCACAACACGAUGAAUACAAAGAACUGUAUGAUUCAUUACAAAGAAUAACAGAAGUUGGGAUGAUAGUAAAUGAAAAUAAAAGAAAAAAGGAAAAUCAACAAAUUACUAUUCAACUUUUAAGUAAAUUUAAAUAUUCACAAGGUAUUAAUCCAAUUGAAUUAAAAGGAUCUACAACAUUUGUAAAAUUUGGAGUAUUAACAUUAUGUGACGCUGAACCAAAAGCCAAAAGCAGAAAUGUCAAUGUCUUUUUGUUUAAUGAUAAUUUAGUCAUUGCAAAAAUAUUAACAACUGGUACUUUACAUAAAGGAAAAUUAAUUCCUGAAACAUUAGAACCUAUUCUAGAAUCUAAAAAACAAUUAAAUGUAGAAUUAGUUAUUCCUUUUGAACGGUUUACAGUUGUUGAUUGUGUUGAUAUUGAAGGAUCACCAGCUUUUGGUCUUGUAAUUGAUUCAGGAGAGACACUAAGAUUUUCUUGUUCAAAUAAAGAUAUAAAAAUGAGUUGGUGUGCUAAAUUAGAUAAUCAAAUUUCACAAACCCAAGAACAAACAUUAGUCACAAUUACUUGUUCAAAUCCUGAAUUAAUUUCUCAAUACAAACAAAAUAUUUCAAUAAAUGAUAAAGAGUAUUUAAAUCAACUUGUAUGGCAAGGAGAUGUUGGAGAUAAUGAUCAAUAUUUAAUAUUAACUGGAAAAUAUUUGGCAUUAUUUAAUAAUGUUAUGGAUGCUUAUAAAAAAACUUCCCCUAUUUCACUUUAUUUAACCCAAUGUCUUUCUGUUAUAUUUGAACCUCCAACAUCAUUUUCUAUAAUUAAUUAUUGUGAUGAUAAUAAAGAAAAAAUUACAUUUAAAACUACAUCUACAGCAGCAGCAUUAUUAUGGGUAUUUUAUAUUAGACAAUCAUUUAUUAAACAACAUAGUUUUUAUAAAACCUGUCUUGAAAUAUUUAAAGAAGAAAAAUUUACUCUCCAAUUAAAUUCAUGUGAUAUUGUAUAUGGAUUAAUACAAAAUAAAUAUAAUAAAAAAUGUGCUGAUUGUGGAACUACACCAAUACAUUGUGUUGAUAUGGAUUUUGGAUGUUUCUUAUGUUUAAAAUGUGGAAUGAUACAUAAAAACUUUUUAAAGAAAUUAGGUAUUUGUAAAAUAGAAGAUAUACAAAAACACUCAGUGGACGAUAUACAACAUCUCAUUUCAUUAGGAAAUGCUUUUGGAAAUAUUGAAAGGAUUGGAUCAUGUGAAGACUGUUCAGAAGAAAAGACAAACGUUGGAGAUAAAAAUCAAUACCUUUUAAAAAAAUAUAACAUAGAAGGUUUUGCCCAUAAAGGUUUUGUAACUGAUUCACAAAGAAAGUCUCGUGUAUUAAAAUUAGAUGAAACAACAGAAAAAAAGGAAAUUGAAUCAGACAGUCAGAAAUCUUCUGGAACUAAUUUAGAACGAACAGACUUAUCAGAGAAUGAUAGGAAAAGCCAAAAAAAGAAGUCAGGUGAAAAGAAAGAAAAGAAAGCAAAUUUGUCUGAUAAAAAGCGAAAAAGAUCCAUUUUCUAA